AUACAUAAACAAAACUGAUCAGGAAGGGAGAACUGAAAGAAAAGGAAGUUUAUGUGAGGUGUUUUAACCUCAUUUUAAAUGUCUAUUAAAAGAGGUGUGAAAUUAUGCCUAGAUCUAACAGAAGUCGAAGUAGUGGAAGAGAGUCGCACAGAAGCAGGACUCGUAGUCGACAUAGAUCUUCUUCACGCAGGAUAAGUAGAAGAAAACUAAAAGAGAAAAACUUCUGGUCUGCAUUAUGUAGUAUGGUUGCUAUAGUUAUAAUGUGUACAUCCCUAGCGGAGCCCCGAUGGAUCUCCUUACACGGGGGAGGAUGCAGAUUGAGGGACUGUGUCCCCCUUGAUCACAUAGGAGCUUAUCAGUUCUUCUACUCCGGGCACUUCCUGAAAACAUAUGAUUUAAACUGUCCAAAUGGCAAUGCUGUGACACAUAUACUCUACCAGUAUGGAGAUGAUACGUCAAGUACCAUGGACAACUGUGUUACCCAUAAAGCAGUGAGUCUAAUGAAGACCAUUAUAUCCUUCACAUUCCUGGCUCUGUUGUGUACGUUGUGUGCUUUCAUAUUAGAUCUUGUGGGUCCUACACAGCGUUCACUGAAGAUAAUACACAGAAACGCCAUCUUUAAUAUCAUAGCAGUGAUUCUAUGUGUGAUUACAGACCUGUUCUGCUACUGGCUUGUGACAGAGGUCCUCUUCCUGCAGAAAAUGACAAAACUUCACACAGGAAGUAAAGUAACAGUGACCUUUGACAUCAGUUUCUACUUGAUAGCAGCAGCAGGUGGCAUGGGAGUGUUUGCUACUGCAUUAAACUGUUUGCGGAGAUACCCAGUGUAUGAGGACGAUCAGUCAAAUGCUCUUUUAGAAGAACACGCUUAUGACUGUGUACAUCCAGACCCAGGAAGUGGUCUCCCAGAAAACCACCCCCCUCCCCCUCCAUACUCUGCAUAAUUAACUCGUAUACAGCUGUUUUGCAUAAAUUUAUUUAUUUAAAUUAGUACACAUAUAAUUCCUUGGAGGAUCUAUGUUCUCUCAAUAGCAUUUUAAAAAAAAUAUGCAAGUUUACACAACAUUUUUUUAUCUGGAUUCCACUAAUCCAGUCUUUUCACUCUUGAGAUGAAAAUUUAUGAAAAGUACCGGUAAUGUGUUGAAUGUUAUACAAGGUUUUUCAGAUAAGCUUUUGACUGAUCCAGUUGUUCUUUUCCUUCAGAUUUAGGUCAAAACCACCGAGGCAUCACUGUUUGUGUUUCAGCAAAAUGACUACAUGUAUGUAUUAUUGAUACACUUACGAAACUUUUUUAUGCAAGGAACAUUAAAUUUUUGUUAUACGUUUAUAUAAGAUGUUUAAAAUCUAUUAUUGUAUUUUAUCUUUGAAAUGGAAAUCUAUUGAACUCACUUGAGCCCAAGGAUCAAGUGAACUUCCUUAAUUGAGGUUUGCAGUGUAUUCUGUCCCUUGUCAUUAAUUUUUCGCAAUUUUCAUGAUUUCUGCUUGCUUUUUCUUUCUCCAGAACCCCUUGUCCAGUUUUGCAUAGGUUCAUUGAAUAAAUAAUGUUUAGGUCUGUUCAAAUCAAUGGAUUUAUGGAUAUAUAACAUAAUUUUGUACAUAUAUGUACAGUUGAACUUCUAUAUCUCAAACACUGAUAUCUCGAAUACCCUUGAUAUCUCCAAUCGUCAGAUAUCUUUUGAGUUUUUUCUUGGUCUUAUCAAGGUCAAUAUAAUGAGGUUUGACUGUUUAUCUAAAUAAAUUCAUCUUCAGAUCAGCAAGAUUACAUGUACAGUUAAGUAGUAUCUAAGUGUCAAUAUGUAAAGGAAAUCUGUUCAAAAUUUGGCUCGAUAGGGUCCAAAGCUGGAUAUUAAACUCUAUAUGUUCAUGUACAAUAUUGUAAAAUAAAAAAACAAAAGAGUUAAGUCCCAUGCUUCACCAAGCAAUGCAUGUAAUAAAUGCAAAUACAGUAUAUAUAGACAUGUAGAUGCUCUGUUGUAGAAUUAAAAUUGCGAAACCUUUGGCUUAGUUUGGGAUACCAAUAAACAGUUUUAUGACAUUUUUGUUUUAGAAAAAGUCAUUUUACUCAAGCUAAGUUUAUGGCCUGAUGGGCAUUUUCUGCAUUUAUAUAAAGAUCUGUGAUGCUAUAUUAAGUACUGAUUCAUUUGAUUACGUGUACUCCAGUAUCUAAUUUUAACAAUAUUAAUUAUAUGUCAAGUUUUACUUGUUACUUUCUUUUUUGUAACAAGAACUGUUAAGGAAUUAUUACAGUCAUUGUGAAUGAUUGUACACUUUGUAAACUGUGAUUAAAAGUAUUUUGUAACAUUA
Messenger RNA from Saccostrea echinata, 2304 nucleotides. Its product is annotated as transmembrane protein 127-like. Bases 105 to 944 code for a protein of 279 amino acids. Gene Ontology annotation, cellular component: membrane. NCBI's taxonomy places the organism in Eukaryota, Metazoa, Mollusca, Bivalvia, Ostreida, Ostreidae. Gene Ontology annotation, biological process: negative regulation of TOR signaling; negative regulation of cell population proliferation. The transcript is spliced from 4 exons. The record is from RefSeq and is a predicted model, not a curated record.